CUACUACUAUGAUCAACAUUGAAUUUGCUCACAGUAUGCGUCUAGUAGUUUCAUUUCAGGAUAAAAAUAUUGGUCAACCACCAGUUAAUUAUUGUAACAUUACUGUAAAUGAUAAUAGCACAGCCUGCCAAAUAAAUGAAAAUUACACAUUUCCUAUAAUACAUGGAGCUAAUAAUACUUACAAUGUUACAGUUUGUAAUGUUGUUGGAUCAAUAAAUAAGACUGGCAAUGUACGAGUUCCUAUAGUGCCCACUACAGUAUUUUUGUCUGUGACUGUAACACAAACAGUAGCAUCUGGUUUUUCUGCUGUUGGUGAUCCUGCUAUAUUUUCUAUUCCAUUUAUUGUUCUUGGACUAUUAAUUAUAUUGUUUAUUGGUUGGCUUGUGCUAAGGAUAUGUUGGAAGAAACAAUGGUGCUGUCCCAGGAUUUGGAAGAAAGGCUUUUGGUUACUUUUCUUUUGCUGUGAUUGUUGUACUUAUGAUGCUAAAGUGUGAAAAACCCAAAUGUUGGAGGAGAGAAGGGAAAUGA
Amphimedon queenslandica is the source of this 528-nucleotide messenger RNA. RefSeq lists its product as uncharacterized. The record is from RefSeq and is a predicted model, not a curated record. The coding region runs from base 9 to 494 and encodes 161 amino acids. The transcript has 5 exons. NCBI's taxonomy places the organism in Eukaryota, Metazoa, Porifera, Demospongiae, Haplosclerida, Niphatidae.